CAUAACAAGAUAAGUCCUCAAAGGGAUAUACGUUUCGAAGAUGGUGAAAGCUCAAAUCUGCAGAAGAGCCAGCAGACAGAUGUACCAUCUCCCUGUACCAUCACAACCAGCGAGGCUCCUAGGACUAGAAAAACCUCCUACUGGCAUUGUUGGCGUCUUUAUAACAAGAAAAAGCAGACCCAUGUCCCACAAGAUGUGGACGGGGUCACAAUCCAGUCACCCUCUGUGACAGAAAGGAGUUGUUGCACAAGUGAGAAGUCUCAGGGAGGAGAGACUAGUGUCCAGUUCAGGGCUUCACCUGUUCCUUACAGUCCUGUCUCUGCACACCAUGAGCUGCAUCUCCCAGCAGACAACAAAGAGGAGACUGAUGAGUCAGUCGAACAAUUCUCCACCACUAUACAAUGCACUGGUGAUUUUGGGGAUGUCGAAGAUGGAGCACUGGAUGGUUCUCCUGCCUCUUCCAGAGAAGGAGACUCCCAAACUGGCCAAAACAGCAGAGUGGAAGAUACUGUCUUGCCCUCUACUGUCUCAGCACAGAUCAUCAACAACCAAGAGGACUCAAAAGAAGGAGAGUCUGAUGUCCAAGACGACAUCCAACCUGCGUCUGAAAGUCACGACGUACCAGAAAAGAUUGAGGAGAAAGAACGUGUCUGCGUCCUGAACGACAUUUCAGGACAACUUGGAGUCCAGGUGGAAACUGCUCCUGAUGGUGGCACUCUUCCCUCAGUUGCCGCUGAGAAAGACUUACACACCAUGAAAGAAGACAGCGGAGAAGUAUUUCUGACCUCUUCUGCCACAGAAGAGAGUUUAAAGAGAACCGUGGAAGUAGCAAAUACGGAACCUGGACAUCAAGAUGUUUCCUGCACACAAUCUUCUCCUGAGUCAGGAAAAAAUGAGACUUUUAAAAGCAUAAAAAACAUGUGUGGGUUAAUCCUGUCUCAACUGUUUCAUAAGGCUGAAUUCAACCGUCCAGGACUCAACCACUCAGCAAAGCCUUCUUCAAGUACCAAGAAAACCAUCCCCAAACAGGAGCUGGUCUGCUUUGGGUUACCCAACAUGGGCAUGACUUGCUACAUGAACUCCAUCCUCCAAAGUCUCCUAAAUCUAAACUGCUUCGUUCAAGAGAUCCACAAGCAGCUGCCUGCGUGGCGCUUUCUCCCCGGAUCUCAGCUCUUCAGAUGGUUUCUAGAUAUUGAAGCCAGUCGCUUCACCAACAUCAGAGAGGACAAAAUGUUGGUUCUAUCCACUUUUAAAUGGACCGUCGCUGAGUAUAAUUCAGAUUUUGACGAUGACGAGCAGAAGGAUGCCCAUGAGUUCCUCGUUUGUGUUCUGGACAUAAUGAGGUCUGUGUCAUCAGAGGUUGAGCUGACAGCUGUAAACUCUGGCCUGACCUACACGUGCCCAGUCCGUGAACAUAUUACACUUCAGAUGUUAAACGUCAGAACCUGCAGGGGAUGUGGUGAGCAGUCCUAUAGAAUCGAGGACUUUGUUAACCUCAGUCUGGACCUGGUACCAGGGGGAACGGUGGGCCAGUGUCUGCAGGAGUAUCUCAAGGAGAACCAGAUAGAAUUCACAUGCCACUGUGGAGCGCAGCAGUCGUCCCUGCAGAGCUCUUUCUCCACCCUGCCGAAUGUGCUGAUCCUGCACCUGAAGCGCUUUAUAGUCACCAGGUCCUACACUGUCAACAAGAUGAAGAAUCCCAUCACUUUGUCAAAAGAACUUGUGCUGAAGGAAGAGUAUAUGGCCAACAGAAAUACGACAGCUCGUUAUUCUCUGGUGAGCGUCGUCAGCCACAUGGGCUCCAGUGCUGACAGUGGUCAUUACAUCUGCGACAGUAUCUACGGAAGGCCGGAUAUGGGGGAUUCAGCCAACCUUUGGCUAACAUAUAAUGAUGAGCGUGUUAGCCAAACAACAGCAGAAGAUGUCUGUCGCCGCAGAGAAACAACUGCUUUCCUGCUGUUCUAUGAAAAACAGGGUAAGAGAUUGAUUUGGGUUUCACAGCUACAGUUUAUUAGCUGCAGUUCUCUGACAUGCUUGCAUUAGUAAUCAGUGCUACCCAGGAGAUGGUUUUGCAUACUUAAAAUGUUCUUAAAUCCAGUAAAUCUGAAUGUAUUUGCGU
Fundulus heteroclitus (mummichog) is the source of this 2119-nucleotide messenger RNA. RefSeq names its product ubiquitin carboxyl-terminal hydrolase 37-like. Gene Ontology annotation, cellular component: cytosol; nucleus. NCBI's taxonomy places the organism in Eukaryota, Metazoa, Chordata, Actinopteri, Cyprinodontiformes, Fundulidae. The transcript has 18 exons. Bases 754 to 2043 code for a protein of 429 amino acids. Gene Ontology annotation, molecular function: cysteine-type endopeptidase activity; cysteine-type deubiquitinase activity. Gene Ontology annotation, biological process: protein deubiquitination; G1/S transition of mitotic cell cycle. The record is from RefSeq and is a predicted model, not a curated record.